Messenger RNA from Caenorhabditis auriculariae, 2704 nucleotides. Lineage: Eukaryota; Metazoa; Nematoda; Chromadorea; Rhabditida; Rhabditidae. The record is from the annotation of a GenBank genome assembly.
AUGAUGUUGGCUAAGGACGAAUUCGAUUGUCUCGUUUUUAACUCCUCAUCAGAGCCAAAUCCGGCGCCGGGUAGUUGGGUCGGUUCAAUUUAAUUUCUUUAUUCAGGAAAGUAAAUUUUUCAGCAAUGGAGCGAUACCUUACCCUACAAAGUGCAAGCUUACUGUGAAUAUGACAUGUCCCGAAGGUUCGUUGAACAAUUUUUCUCAGAGUAAAUUAUUUAUUCCAGAUGCCCGUACAAAUCCAAAUCAGCGAUCAACGCGAUUCAAGAACUUUACGAUUCGGAGCGAAAAUACGUGACAUAUCUGGCAGUUAUAGACCAAGUGCGCGGACUUAUUUCAAAUCAAGUGAUAAUUUUUUCUAAAUUCAGCUAUUCGUCAAGAAGUUGUUCGAAAGUAAUAAUUUCUCGAAAAAACAAUUGCGGACGCUGUUUGGAGAGAUUUCUCCAAUUUUGCAGACGAAUGAGGUUUAUUGGUUUGAAAGUGGUAAUGAAAUUGAAUUGAUUUAGAUUUUGCUCCUCUCUCUGCGGUCGAAGCCGAUACACGAAGCAUUCCAAAGACUUCUUCCAUUCCUCAAAUUUUACACCAACUACGCCGCGCAGUAUCCCGUUGCCUUAAAAACUUAUGCAGUGAGUAUCUCAUAGUAAAAAAUGGACUUUUCGAUGAUUACGACAUAUAAAAAACCAAUUUCAGGAGUUGAUGAAAAGGGAAUCGUUCCGUACAGCUGUUGGUGAAAUCGAAGCUCACUAUCUUUGUGACGGCAAUCGCCUUCCGGCGCUUCUGAUCAUGCCCGUCCAGAGACUCCCACGGUUUCAUUUGUGAUGACUUCAUUUUUACCGUAUUUUCAGAUAUAUCACAAUCCUCGAGAGACUCAUCGAGUCAUUGGGCCGCAAGAGUAGCGAAGAAAAAGAUGUUCUGAUAGGUUUAUUUUCUAUGCAGUUUAUUCAUAAUGUUGUUCGAUUUUCAGAAGUGGUCGGAGAGCUGAGAAAGUUAAUGGACAACGUGCAGCAUUGCAUGAUCCAGCACUCCCAUGGUGAACGGCUCCUUCAAAUCCAGGUGUCUACUUUUCUGGAUUUGUGUAGUAGUUCCAAAAGAAGACCCAGAAAUUUUCUCCAAAAUUUUAUUUGGGCUUUUAUCAUUUUAUUUAAGGAAUCUUUCGGUUUGAAUGGCCAAAUUUUCGAGCCCGGCCGGAGAAUCAUCAAGGAAGGGAUCUUGUAUAAGGUACAUCAACAAAACCAAAUUAAAAAUAUUAUAAUAUGAAAAUCUUCAGCGUGAGAUAAUGGGCGGCUCAACUUUCCAUGAACGCGUUUUCUACUUGUUCAACGACGUGCUGCUCUACGGCAAAAAACGUCUUGCUGCUGGAGGCGUCGGACCCCUUUCGCGCUCAAGAUACGAACCCUGCUGUAUGAUGUCUCUCCGACAUUGCGAAAUUGACCACAACGACAUCGACGGGACGAUCUUUGUGAGAUUAUUGUCCUAUAAAAAUAACUCAUUAUCCUGGCGAAAGCACCCAACAACAAAAAAACAUGCCUGAAAAGAAUUAAAGUCGCAGAGACGACAUAGAACCGUGAAACAGAAAAGUCAUCAAAAAAACUUACUACUUUCAGAUAAAAUGCGACGAAGUCCGAUUGGUCGUAACUGCUGACUCUUUCAACACAGUCACAACAUGGUAGUUUAUUUUUUUUAGCGGUCAGAAACUGAUAACUUUAGGUUUGAUGUCAUCAGUACAGCCAUUCGACGGUCCAAAGCGUUGAGGACGAGUUUGAGGAAAGAUCGGGACACUCGUCGCGUUACUUACUUUGAGUGAGAUCUGCGACUUUUUGCCAGUAAAGACGACAAAAUUUUCAGUCGGAGCCUCUGGCAGAAGGGAAAGAAUGUCCUCAAAUCCGUUUACUCAAGUGACGCCAGAGACACUGUGGGAAGAGUUUUGUCUCGUCGACACCCGAUUCAUGUGAGACAAAUAAGUAGAAGACUCCUGAAAAAAAGUUUUUACAGCAAAACGAGGAAGAACAAGCGUUUUUGAAAGGAAGCCUGAGUGGCGUGCUCAACGCAAGGAAGAGAAGAAACGGUUAUUGAUUUUAUAGAUUUUAUUUUGUUUAGAUUGUCAAACGAACUCUCUAAUCAAAUUGAAAGGAGCCAAAUGACUGAAAAAACACUUUUUCAGGUUUCGAUGACGAGAACGAAGAGCCCGAAACUCCGCCAAAGCGCCCCCAUCAAGAUUUCACCUUGGAGCCUUUGAAGCCGCUGAUUGAAGUGAGAAAGGCUGUUGCACCUGCUCCAGCUCCAGUUGUCGCAGAUGUUGAUGAGGUUCGGAUUAUUUAUUCAUAAAGCCUCUCCAGUUGUUUUUUUUUAUGAAAUUUCACCUGUUGCAGGUUGAUCGGCGACCGAGAAACUUUGGAGAAGUUAGGGCUAACUUGGCCAUGGACCAGAUCCGGAAACUCAGCUAUCAGCAGGUUUUUAAACGUUCAUACUAAUCAAAACUAAAUCUCUGAAAGGAGAAUAAAUUGAAAAGCUCUGCAAGAAUCAUUUAAUCUACGGUUACAUUCAGAGCACGCUCUAUGAUACGGACGAGGAGGCUGAAGAAUCCUUCGACGCGACGGCACCCAAAAAACGCGAAGAGCCGUGGUGGGUGAAGGAAUCGGCGCCUCCAGGGAUCAGCCACCAACGAACUCAGUCGUCGAUAUUCUCCAGAUGCAGCCUGAUGUGA